Messenger RNA from Thamnophis sirtalis, 857 nucleotides. Lineage: Eukaryota; Metazoa; Chordata; Lepidosauria; Squamata; Natricidae. The record is from RefSeq and is a predicted model, not a curated record.
CAAUGGUGCCCCUCUUUACCAAUCUAAAAAUCUGGUCACCUUAAAAUAGAGGGAACUUUAGACAUGAAAAUGAUGCAAAUAUAUUGCAUCAUUCCCUUCCCAAAGUUGGUCAGAUCUCUUUCUUAGAAAUGGGACAUAAAAUAAAUGAGAGGUUUUUUUUCACCAGCAGUACAAAUUGUUCCCUUUUUCAGAACCCAGCUUUAGGAGCCAAAAAGAUUUCCACUUUUCUUGAACUGAACUUAAAUGAGGAAGACUUUCAGGGUGUUGCAGAAAGGAGCACGUUCAAGGCAAUGAAAGAAAAAUCUAAAACAACCCAUGGAGAAUUUGGUGAAGUUCUUUUCCGGAAAGGUGGCAUAAGUGACUGGAAAACACUUUUUAGUGAAGCAAACAACAAGGAGAUGGACACUGUAUUUAAAGAGCGCUUAGAAGGAACCAAAGUGGGAAAAUUGAUAAACUAUGAUCAUUACUGCAAGAUAUGAAGAUCAAGGGGAAAAGCUAUCCAUUGUAAAAUAAUUCCAUUAUCGGAAACAAGGCAUUCCAUUUACAUUUUAAUAAAUUUAUGAUUUUUAUGUAAUCUCUGCAUGAAAGGGAAAUGGAAAUAAUUUCAAGAGUUUUCUGACAACAGUUCUAUAAAUUUAUAAGCUAUAAAUGGCUAAAAUUGCAUUACUUAAUCAUGCUAAUAGCAUAUUCAUUUCUAUUCACAGUUAUGACAAAAUAUUUUAGAAAUAUAAGACAACUGGAUAGAUGUUAGAAAGAAAUCUAUAAUGUGACCUUUUAUUGUAUAGAAAUCAACAAGCUCUUAAUCACACCAAUUUUUCGAGCACAGAUAUAUGUUUCUCUGUGUUUAUUCCUACACA